UUGAAUGCAACAUUAUUGAAACUUUAUGAAGURUMUCAAAAAACACAUAGUUCUUAGGCUAAGAUGACAAAAGAAGACUUUCGACAUCGUCGAAGUAGAAGUAGGAGUCCUCCUCACCACCACAGAUAUCGAAGAUCUCGUUCAAAAUCGCCUAGAAGGUCGAGAACAAGGUCGAGAAGUCGAAGCUAUAGUCCAGAACGACAUGGGUCACGAAAAAAUAGAAAGUCUUCCCAAGAAUUAGCAGCAGAAAGACGCAGGGCUAUGAGAGAACAAAUAAUGACMGAAGGUGUUCCUGAAGUGUGGGGAAUAGCACCAAGAGAACCACCUUCAGAUUCUGAUGAUGAAGCAAAAAGAACUCACCCUACUUUAGCAAAUGGAAGAAAAAGUAAAGUGGAUACUGACAGUGAUGAUAGCGACAGUGAUGCUCCAAAGAAGAAACAUAAAAAAUCCAGUAAAAAGAAGAAAAGAAAACACAAAUCUCAAAGAAAGAAAAGCAAGAAAAACUCAAAAAAGAAGAAGAAAAGGAUAAGUGAAAGUGAAGAAGAAUCAUCAGAAGAUUCAGAGGUGGAAUGGGAAGAAGCUGUACAAGAUAACGAUGAGAAAAAAKCUGUUUUACCUUUAAAGAAAAGUAAAGGUGAAGACAAUGAUGUUGUUGGUCCUCAACCUAUUACACAAGAGGGUGCUGCACCUGAAUUGAGAGACUUUGGUGGAGCCUUGCUCCCAGGAGAAGGAGAAGCCAUGGCAGAGUARGUCAAAAUGGGAAAACGUAUCCCAAGGCGUGGUGAAAUUGGAUUGACAAGUGAUGAGAUUGCUUCAUUUGAAGAUUCUGGAUUUGUAAUGAGUGGKAGCAGACAUCGUCGAAUGGAGGCUGUCCGUCUGAGAAAAGAGAACCAGAUAUACAGUGCUGAUGAAAAGCGUGCUCUAGCAAUGUUCAACUACGAGGAAAGAUCCAAACGAGAAAACAAGAUCUUAUCAGACUUUAGAGAGUUAAUUCAUCAAAAAACCAAGGGAAAGAAAUAAGAACAGUACAGAAGAACCAUGUUGUUGAUACAGUUUAUGUAUUUUUUAAGGGUGCACUUCGUUAGUUGAGUAAUUUASUAUUCUCUACUAAGGGAUUGUAACCCUUAAAAAUAACAUACUAAGCAAGCUUCCACUAUUGAAGAAACAAAGAAAUGAAGUCUUCAUGAGUUAAAAAUUAUUUAUUUAAAAAAAUAUUUGUAUUACUGAGAUGAUUCUGGAAAUUUGUAGUUUUUUGUUUGUUUCUCWUAUAAUAAAAUAAUUUUUGUAGAUUUUUCAGCAUUUCAGUGUUGUUUCAUAAUGAUAAUUGAACUCUACAAGUUGUAUUCUGUACUUUGUCUUGUACAAUGUACUUUUCAAGAAAAUGAUCGUCKAAACUGAUUCCUCUGGAAGAGUAAGUCUUUAUAUUCUGUACAUAUGAUUGUAAUUAAUAUUGUAAAUAGUUUCAUUAAACAAAAUUUCAUUGAGAGAAGAAAGA
Molecule: messenger RNA, 1495 nt
Organism: Exaiptasia diaphana
Lineage: Eukaryota; Metazoa; Cnidaria; Anthozoa; Actiniaria; Aiptasiidae
Product: NF-kappa-B-activating protein-like
Exons: 11
Coding region: 64-1020 (318 amino acids)
Biological process (GO): regulation of gene expression
Cellular component (GO): nucleus
Molecular function (GO): chromatin binding
Source: RefSeq, a predicted model, not a curated record